Histoplasma capsulatum G186AR is the source of this 3759-nucleotide messenger RNA. RefSeq lists its product as uncharacterized. Lineage: Eukaryota; Fungi; Ascomycota; Eurotiomycetes; Onygenales; Ajellomycetaceae. The transcript has a single exon. Bases 1 to 2496 code for a protein of 831 amino acids. The record is from RefSeq and is a predicted model, not a curated record.
AUGGCUAUAUGGCCCUUUGGUCGCCGGAGGAAACGGUCCCGAAAGGCUGCGGACGACGAUGCUUUCUCGAGCUCCCUCACUGCUGGUGAUCCUCUAGCACAGGCACACGCUCGGGGCUUUGGGAGCCAUGGUUCCCCUCAAUCUAAUCUCCAUGUCCAUUCCCAUGGGUCCGUCCUAGGUUCUGGGAAUGCUACCAGGAGAGACAGUAAGCGAAGGAAACGCAAUAAUGUUCCCCCAGCAACACACGAUUUAUACGACAGCGACACCGUCCGUCUGACGGAUAUACCCCCCGGUACCUUGUCCAUCGCUUCUGCCCGCUUCCGUCGCCAACCUACCUCGAUUGAUACCUCUCUCUCGCGCAAUUUUGUAGCGUCGUCCUCGCACUUUCACUACGCGGGCACUGUCUCGCAGACCAGCCUUGGACACCCUCCGACCCUUCACGGUCGCCGCAGCAGCACCGAACCCGCGAUGUUGAGACGGAAAUCUUCGAAGCGCAAACGAAAUGAUUAUGCGAGGGAGUUGGAGAUAAAAAAUAUGACCAGCCAUGUGACUGUCCUACGACGACCUUCGACUGUGUCACCCGCCACCCAGUGGUGGGAGUCUAACAAACGCGGCACGAGGAAUAUAAAGUCUGCCCAUGGCGCUGUAUCAUCCCAAAUGUCGCUACAGGUUGAUUCGGGUCGAAGUUCCCCCUUCGACAUGGAACCUUGUUCCUUCAAAAUCAGUUCUUUCGCGGCUCUGGCUCCUCGACCAAUUCUGAGGUAUGCUGAACCACCGCGGUACGGGCCGGAGAGCAGGGAUCAUUCUCGAGCAUCCACGGGCAAAGAACGGAGACAGGUCAUUCCAGCGGAAGACCUUACGCGUAUUUCUCGCAUCCAAGACCUUGCGGAUGAUAUGGAUGCGAGCGCUUUGAGGGAGCUGAUGGAAAGAGACCGACGGCGAAAAGAAAUGAAACGGAUAGCCGACCAACAGAAGCUACAACGGAAAUUACAAAGAAGAGCGGACCUUCAACGCGAACAAGAACGACGGAAUCCACCCGUACCCUCGCAACUUCCAACUUCAGGAUAUAGUGUUGGAGUUGGAGUUGGACGUCCUCCUAUUCCUGAGCCUCGAUCUGCAGACAAUGUUGCUGUUCCUAUUCCAGACCGUGUAUCUUCAGAUACUGUGGAGGCUGUUCCUUCUUCUGGGUCUUGGCUACGGGACCCAUCCAAGGAAAGUCUACGCGGUACAACUUCAAGCCCGAAAGACAAACCACUGUCGAGCGUAAAUAGCGGUUCUGCUCUACGUGGGCGCUCCAGUGUUAUCAGCCACGAUAUUAGCAUGUCUAGUAUGAGCGGCCGACAUUCCAUUGAGCCGGUCCAUGGUGCCAAAGGCCCAGACAAUGCUGCCAAUUCCCAUGCCCCAGAAACAACCGGACGACCUACAGCAAAUAUUCUUCGGGAUUUUGAACUCCAGAAGCGUCAUUCAGACAACGCUGGAAAGCUCUCUACUUCCUGGACCACCUUCUUCCGACGUGGUGGGACGCGGUUCCGACGACAGAAUUCGGAGCGGACGAAGACACCGUCGGAGAUUUCAAGCCCACCCAGAGAUUCAUUUCAAAGAAUCAACCAGCAGGCAGCACAAACGCAACCCGUUCCACUUCCGGAACGAAGCUACAUGCGCCCUGGAAUGUUUCCUCGAAAUCAAUCCAAAUUUACAGAACAUUUUACCGACCCCGUCAAUGAUUUCCCGCCUCCACCUGGACGCGAUUUCCAAUCGCCAAGCGGCCCUCAUCUUUCAUUUUCAGUAGCUAGAUCACCCGCAGCGGCUGGCGCAGACCGUUCUUCCGUUGCUACUCCUGAGCAACGUGCCUACAGCCGUUCAUCUGGCGCUGGCAGCCCAGAGACUAAUGCUGAGAGCAUUUUACUCGCCCACUCUCUUGCUUCUAUAGACUCUGAGGGCUCGUGGCUGUCGGGGCGACCUUCCCGGCGCUUCUCCCAUCCGCCCAAGAAUUCUAGCAGCGCGAAUUCCACAAGGGACAUACUAGACGUGUAUGCAGAAUAUGCGGAAGAUGAUCGCGACCGCACUCGCCACCUGACAGCGGAUGAUCGUGAUCAUGGGCGUCGGCCACCUUUACUUUUGGAAGAAAUGGAUCAAGGAGAAGAAACCUUCCACGACGGUGUCGGGAAACGCGCACUCCUCGUCCGCCCGGACUACCGCCCAUUCUCUAACAAUGCCAACAUCAUCAUCGACGACAACCUCAAGAACCUCUACAUGGAAACAGAAGGUGUGGGAGCGGGUGGAGCUCAAUCAGACGCCGAAUCUGCCAGUCCAGUUAGCGCUCUCGGAGCCGAUUCGGAGGUCCGGCGCGCAACCAGCGUGGAUCUGGGUAAGCAACACGUGCGUCAUAUUAGCGCAGGAAGCGCCAAACUUUUGGAGAUUUCCCGGCGGGCAUCUGAGACUCGCAGGUUGAGUGCUGGUUCGACAGGGAGCGGUACCUUACCGAAUCAUGCGUAGCGCCGUGUGAGUAGGGGAAGUUUCGACAAGUAGGUGAAAGAGAUAAGAAGAAAAGGCAGAGCAAAGGCCAUAACGGGUGGACGAUGAUGAAGAUGAAGGAGGAGGAGGAGAAGAAGAAAAAGAGAAGAAGAAUUAUUUUCUCGGACUGCAUUAUCAAGCAAGCCAGCCCACACUCUUUUGGUUUUGAUUUUUCUACCUUUCCUUGAUUCGACUUUUUUUUCCCCGAAUGAUAGGAUAUGCUGAAGGUUGUUUUCUGCGGGAAAUACCCCCCAAAAAACAAAAGUGACAAAAAAACCACGAAAACCCAGCAAGAAAAUAACCGAAAAAAAAAAACGAAAAAAAACGAAAGAAAAAUAUCAAGAUGAGAAAAAAAAAUUAAAAAAUAAGGUAAAUCCCAAAGGAAUGAAACCAAGACAUCCGCAACGUCGGGAAAAGAACCAACUUGCCAAAGUUCAUAGCAGAGCAUGGCACGUCACACUCAUUUGUUAUUUUUUGUUAACCCUUCACUAACGCCUUGUCCCUUUGUUAACUAACCCCUUUAUUUCUAACUUCUUACGAUCAUUUUUACCCCUUGGCCUUGCUAUGAUAAUCCAGAUGGAGAAUUGCGCUUCCUCUUACUCUUCUUGUUUCUCCUUUUUCUUUUCAUAUCUUUCUUAGAUUUAUCAACGAAAAUCCUCAUCGUCAAAAGAAUAUCUUUGCCACUUCUUGCAUGCAUUUUUUUUUAGCUUUCGCCAUCUCUUCCUCCGUUCCAAGUCCGUACGCUACGCAGAACUUCGUUUUGCACCGCUUCCCUACCAGAGGACCUGUUAUAUUGUCUACCCUUAGUUGUUGAAUUUCGCUAUUAUCCCCCAUUCUGUUUUUUGUCUCUUACUAAGUCCUUCGGCUUGGCCUUCUUUUCUUUCUAUUGGUUAUGUAUUUAUUUAUUUAUUUAUUUCAGAAAUGGGCUGGGAAAUAACGACAUCAGCUGGCUAGCACACGCCAGCAGGUAGUCAAGGCAGGAGUGUUAUUUUGGAAUAGGAUAUUGGGGAUUUGAGGGGCGGUGUGUGUCAUUGCAAUUGGAAAUGGAAAUGUCCAGGAAUGAAUCUUAUGGAAUUUAGUUACAUCUAAAUGAUUUGAUUUGAUUUGAUUUGAUUUGGUUUGGUUCAACGUCUCAGAGGGCAUGGAGACGUGUUACGCUAGAAAGGUCUCUCUGUACACAGAAGAAACAUAGAAGGUUUAGAUAACAACUCAUGAGAAGACCCAGCCAACAUGAUUCUUAGAGUG